Molecule: messenger RNA, 2366 nt
Organism: Zingiber officinale
Lineage: Eukaryota; Viridiplantae; Streptophyta; Magnoliopsida; Zingiberales; Zingiberaceae
Product: ADP,ATP carrier protein 2, chloroplastic-like
Exons: 6
Coding region: 129-2102 (657 amino acids)
Biological process (GO): nucleotide transport
Cellular component (GO): membrane
Molecular function (GO): ATP:ADP antiporter activity
Source: RefSeq, a predicted model, not a curated record
AGCCUUCAAAGGAACAAGCGCAUGCCCUGCGUCCACGGAUCAAUUUCGGGAAGAACCAGCGAUAAAGAGGGAAAAAAUUACUGUUUUGUAACCAUUCAGAGAUAUCCCUUGGCACCUCGCUCGGAAUCAUGGAGAGAGUUAUCUCAGCGCAGGGCCUCCUUUCCCUCCCUUCCGCGCCGCAAGCUCGCACCUUCCACCAACCCCUCCGCCGGAGGUUUCCCUUCGCCGCCGCCGGUUUCGCCUCCCCGAUCUUCAGGGCGCGGUCGCCGAGCCACGCUGUCCACGGCUUCGACUCUGGGGAGAAAAUCCCAUCGCCUCUGGUGCUGAGAGCUGUCUUCGACCCCCAAAGGCGGCUCCUUUCCUCUCCGCUUUAUGGGAAUCCGAGGAAAGGUCCGACCUUUAGCGCCGGGGCGGCGGUUCCGGCCGGAGGCGCUGGAUUCGCGGAGGGCGAGGCGGAGAAGCCUAAGUUUCUGGGUGUCGAAAUCACAACCCUGAAGAAGAUAGUUCCUUUGGGGAUUAUGUUCUUUUGUAUUCUUUUCAAUUAUACCAUUCUCAGGGACACCAAGGAUGUGCUCGUAGUGACGGCCAAGGGGAGCAGCGCCGAGAUCAUACCUUUCUUGAAGACCUGGGUGAACCUGCCGAUGGCCAUCGGGUUCAUGCUCUUGUACACUAAGCUGUCUAACGUGCUGUCGAAGGAGGCUCUCUUCUACACCGUGAUCUUUCCCUUCAUAGCCUUUUUUGGGGCGUUUGCCUUUUUGCUGUAUCCUCUGCGAGAUGUCAUCCAUCCCACGGCGCUUGCCGACAGGCUCCUGGCGGCGCUCGGUCCGAGUUUCCUUGGCCCCGUUGCAAUUUUGAGGAUUUGGAGCUUCUGCCUCUUCUAUGUCAUGGCAGAGCUGUGGGGAAGUGUUGUCAUCUCCGUCCUCUUCUGGGGGUUUGCCAAUCAGAUUACUACUGUUGCGGAAGCCAAAGAAUUCUACCCGUUGUUUGGACUUGGGGCCAAUAUUGCCCUCAUCUUCUCUGGAAGAACAGUUAAAUACUUCUCUAAUCUACGUAAGAAUUUGGGACCGGGGGUUGAUGGUUGGGCGAUUUCACUCAAAGGAAUGAUGAGCAUUGUUGUGCUUCUUGGAUUUGUAAUUUCUGGAAUCUAUUGGGGUGUGAACAAAUUUGUAGUGAAUGACCCAUCUCUUCCAAGAUCAAACCGCAAGAAGAAGGAAAAGCCAAAGCUAGGCAUGAAUGAGAGCCUGAAGGUUUUGUUGUCCUCUCGAUAUGUGAGGGAUCUAGCGACUUUAGUGGUUGCUUAUGGUAUAAGCAUUAACCUAGUAGAAGUCACAUGGAAAUCAAAGCUCAAAGCGCAGUUUCCGAGUCCAAAUGAGUAUUCAUCUUUCAUGGGUGAUUUCUCCACCGCGACUGGUAUUGCAACAUUUACAAUGAUGUUGGUAGGGAGGUGGAUUCUCCGAAAGUUUGGUUGGGGGGUGGCAGCCAUGAUUACUCCCACAGUUCUGCUUCUAACAGGAGUAGGGUUCUUCUCACUGAUCUUGUUUAGCGGGCCUUUGACUCCUCUAUUGGGAAGUAUGGGUAUUACUCCUCUGCUUGCUGCUGUUUAUGUGGGUGCAUUACAGAAUAUUUUCAGUAAGAGUGCAAAAUACAGCUUGUUUGAUCCUUGCAAAGAAAUGGCUUACAUUCCUUUGGAUGAAGAGAUGAAGGUUAAAGGAAAGGCAGCUAUUGAUGUUGUCUGCAACCCCUUAGGGAAGUCGGGUGGCGCCCUGAUCCAGCAAUUUAUGAUUUUGACAUUUGGCUCGCUAGCUAACUCGACUCCGUACCUUGGAGGAAUUCUUCUAGCGAUCGUUCUUGCAUGGAUAGGUGCUGCCAGAUCCCUGGACUCCCAGUUCUCUCCCUUGGCUAAGGAGCUGCUCGAGAAGGAGAAACUGCUGAAAGAAAAGUCUAAUGCUUCUCCAAUCGAAGCAACAAAAGAAGAAACUGAAGAGUUGCUCGCAGUUGAAUCUGCAUCGGGCGAGAAGUUAUCAAACGGGUCACCUUUGAAUCGAAAAUCAGCCCUGGAAUCUGAGGCUACCUCGGAAACCUUCGGCAAACAUGGACAGUGAAAUUACCUGACCUAGUAAAUAUUACAAGGAUGCUCUAGUAAACUAGAUUACAGUCUUGCAUCAUAUAGCAAUAACAUGAAGAAGGCACUUGAGAAAACUACUUCUCCUCGCCUGUUUUGGUAAGACCCGGGACCUAUUUCAACAUUUUAUCGCACCUGAGUGUGAAUGUUUGUUCGCAAAUAUUAGCUCUUUGAGAACUAUGUCAGUUACUCUACUGAUUCAUGUUUUACAAUAUAUCCAAAUAUUACUCGCCUUCAUUCCUUA